AAUUAGUUGAUAUCAAAUCGCUGAGAGUUGAGAGUUUUGAAAAUCGUACAGCGUGAGUGCAAGUGACACAUCUACUCACCAUAGGAGACUGUCCAGCUCAGUAUUCUUACUUCUUUGUCAUCUAGAGAACUGCAGUGGAGUUGACUGUUACUACUCAUGUUUAUCAUUGCUUAUGUCUCUUUCAUUGUGCUCCUCGGUGGAUGCAUUUUACUUCAUCACUAUAUGUUUAAACGUCAUCCACAAACAUCGAUCAACAACCCAGCCUUCGUCACGUUUCAACGAGGCUAUCUUCUUGUCUACUACCUUGCAAUAAUGGCAGAUUGGCUACAGGGUCCUUAUCUAUACAAGCUAUACUCGCACUAUGGAUUUCUUGAACCUCAGAUAGCUGUUCUCUACGUCUGUGGCUAUGCAUCGAAUGUCUUGUUUAGUACGUUUACUCCACUAAUGACACAGACUUUCGGACGAAAGAAGGUCAUCAUAUUCUUUACACUUGUCUAUUCGGUCUGCUGCAUUACAAAAAUAUCGAGAGUCUACGGAGUUCUUAUUGUCGGACGAAUUUUGGGUGGAGCAUCUACAGCACUGUUGUUCGCAGCUUUUGAGGCUUGGUAUGUCCACGAACACGUCGAUACCAACGAAUUUCCUCAAGAAUGGUUAACCGAUACGUUCUCUAAAUCAUCCCUUGCAAGUGGAAUAAUAGCCGUUACAGCCGGGGUAUUGACAGAGAUACUGACUGAAUGGUGGAGUCUGGGGCCAGUGGCCCCUUUUAUUGCAGCAAUACCUUUUUUGGUUGCUGCCGGCGGCAUCGUUCUUUCACAGUGGGCAGAGAAUUAUGGCACAUCGAAGGUCCGUUUCAAGCCAAUGUGCAUGGAGGGCUUGAAGCACAUCUUAUCUGAUGUGAAAGUACUAUUGAUCGGCUUAGCGCAGUCUCUCGUAGAAAGUGUAGUGUGUGUAUUCGUGUUUCUUUGGACACCGGUACUGUCACCAGCAGGUCCUCCGUUAGGAAUUGUGUUUGCGAACUUCAUGGUGAGUACGAUGAUUGGAGGGGUUGUCUGCUCAUUGCUAACUAUCCACCAGUGGAAGCCGCCUCAGAUACUACUGCUUGCUACAUCUCUUGCCUCCAUUGCUCUUUUCGCGGCUGUUGUAUUUGCUUCUCAUCCACGAGUCUCAUACUUGGCCUACUUAGUUCUGGAACUCUGUUGUGGAAUGUACUUUUCUUCAAUGAGUCAAGCAAGGAAAGAGAUCUUGCCCGAGCCACAUCAUACUGCCGUUUUGAACUGGUUUCGUGUGCCCCUAAAUUUGACUGCCGCCCUCGUUAUCCUUCUGCUUCACGAUACAUCCAGCGGUGCUCCAGAGAUAUUCUCAGUCUGUACUGUGCUAAUGGGGACUGCUGCUGUAGUGAUUGGUCAUUUUGUAUGGAAAUAUAAGCAAACUGAGGCGGAGUCAUCAGACAAAGUGGAUUCUGCAGACAUAUAGAAUGUGUACAACAGCUUUUGUAGAUUGUAUGGCUGUUAGGGAGACGGUCAUCCAGCAUCAUAUGGCAGUUGGAUAUAAGUCAUUGAUAUCAAUAGAAAUGCUGUUUGACA
This is a messenger RNA of Corticium candelabrum, 1583 nucleotides long. RefSeq names its product molybdate-anion transporter-like. Lineage: Eukaryota; Metazoa; Porifera; Homoscleromorpha; Homosclerophorida; Plakinidae. The record is from RefSeq and is a predicted model, not a curated record. Gene Ontology annotation, biological process: molybdate ion transport. Gene Ontology annotation, molecular function: molybdate ion transmembrane transporter activity. The coding region runs from base 157 to 1473 and encodes 438 amino acids. Gene Ontology annotation, cellular component: membrane. The transcript is spliced from 2 exons.